UUCAAAUUGGUGAUAAGUUACAACGACCUUAAGCCCCUUCCGUUCAGAGGCUCCAGCAGACUACAGUUUAUUUAAGCAAUUGAAUAUUUUUGCUAGAAAACAAAAUUGCUCUAUUCAAUAUAUUUUGAUAUUUUGAUUAAUAUUAAAGGUGGAGUAGCGCCAGUGGGGAUUUUGCUUAAAUACACUUAUAAUGAUCCAAAACGACCGAAUAUCAUAAUAUCACACUCCAAAAAUGUUUAGAUUUUUUAUAAUUUCCGGUCAAAAUUUUGUCAAAUUGUCAAAAUUUUGAAAAAUACGAGCUUUUGAGGAAAUUUAAAGAAAUGUCGUAUGUUUCGACCCCUACAAUGUUUUAACACAAAUAACUUAAAUAAAUUUAAAACAUAAAAAAUGUACAAAAAAAAUUUUUUUUUUUGGUCGACUUCCAAAAUUAUGAGUGGCAAAAACUGAGUAAUUGCCUCUUUUUGACAGUAAAUAAAAAAUUUUAAAAAAUUUUUUGAAAAAUUUUAUCAAUCCUAGCCAGUUUGACAUUUAGCUGUAGGGCCUAACAUUUGAAACAACAUGAAAUUUUUGCCUAUAUUUUUUUUGCAAAAAUCCAAGAUACUUUUUUAAAAACAUUAUAUUAAAACAACGAAAAAUUCACUUGACUGCUUUUUUCAUUCUUAUUUGUGUUAUUCAAACAUGAAGUGUUUGAUGUAAGAUGUAUGAUUUAUAGUGUAAUUAUAGUGUAGUGUAAGAUGAUUUGUAGUCGUUGAGUAAUGAGAAGCAAAAAGUCAUAUAAAUAAUAACGGAUGUGGACAUAAUGCUGUAUAGUGUGCGACGAUGCGAUCAGAAGUAUGGACAGACCAAACAAUUGAGAGUCUGAAAUCCUUUCUUAUCAGAAAAUCAGAGAUGACAGCUUUUUUGAUACCAAGUAUUCUUACAACUAUUGUGAUUUGUCAAAUUAACAUAUUUUUGAACUCAUCUUUGCUAUUUACCAUUUUCUGCUUAAAAGGAAUCACGUCCAAAUCCGAUAUGUCACUAGUCUACUCAAGAUUUGCGGCAGAUAUCGGUUAUAGUUGUUCAAUUAUUGUUUUCAAACUAUACGUCUUGGCUGGAAUGAUUUCUAAGACAUUUAUCCUUAAGAACAUCAUAUUUUUUGUUAUUAGGGCAACUGUGAUACUGGGGAUCAUUCGAACAAGUUUGUUAUUUAUAAUUUCAUUGGAUCGAAUAAUUGCUCUAUUUUCUUCUCAAUUUUACAACCCAAAUCGUCGAAAGCUUCCAUUGUCUGUCAUUUUCCUUAUCAUAUCCAGCUCGAUAGCUUUUGAUCAUUUUAUAAUGUUCGGAUAUUGUGAGAAUGUCAUAGAUACUCCAAUCGACUGCGAUAGUGCCAGAUGUUGUUAUAAUGCGUGUUAUGCUCACUUUUGGAUUUCACGGGAACAAGUUAUGUUCUGUUGUAUAGUUAUGAUGACAGUUUUGUUAUCAUUGAAGCUAGUAGUUUGCACAUACUUCACACAUAAUCAACACGCUCGAAUUUUGUCAAGAGCAACUCAAAUAGCAAUGAUUGACUCCACUACUCUUAUUUUAUUCAACCUUAUUCCAAUUCUAACUCAUGUUUGGUUUGCGUCUUCAGAUUAUCAAACAUACGCGUCUAUUACUACUCUAUCCAGAAAUCUCGGAUUUUUAAUGAAUACCUUAAUUAUUUUUCGAAUACUUAUGAGAGACAAAAAACAUGUGGUGCCUUUGAAGAUUUCUUCAUGAGUUAUCAAAAUUAAUAAAAUUAUUAAAAUGUA
Messenger RNA from Caenorhabditis elegans, 1769 nucleotides. It is a transcript of the gene srbc-67, whose product is annotated as Serpentine Receptor, class BC (Class B-like). The transcript is spliced from 3 exons. The coding region runs from base 889 to 1737 and encodes 282 amino acids. NCBI's taxonomy places the organism in Eukaryota, Metazoa, Nematoda, Chromadorea, Rhabditida, Rhabditidae. The record is from RefSeq and is marked reviewed.